Molecule: messenger RNA, 822 nt
Organism: Drosophila guanche
Lineage: Eukaryota; Metazoa; Arthropoda; Insecta; Diptera; Drosophilidae
Exons: 2
Coding region: 125-661 (178 amino acids)
Source: RefSeq, a predicted model, not a curated record
ACAAACAUUCAUAAGUAUCGCUGGCUUGGCGUGCACACUAUUGCGAGUGCUGUCAUCUCUAGUAGAAAACUUUAAAGUCAUUCCCAGGAGGCAGCUUUUAGCAGUAACAGAUUAAAGUCCAACCAUGGUUCCAGCCACGAAGAAUCCGUCGCUUCAGCAGCUUCUCGUCGCUGAAAUGUUUCCCAAGGAGCUCAGCCUGAGCGCAUAUCAGCGCCAGAUGUCCGAACUUUUGAUCGGGUACAUUUGCCAGGGCCAGUACCAGGAGGCCCAGGGUAUCCUAAACGCCAAAAGUUGCAACUUGCCACCCUGGCAGACGGUCGUGCUGCGCAGCCUUGUGCUCCGCCUGCAACUGCGCCACAAACUGCAGCGUGGCGAGCAUAUCGAGUUGCGUGGCGUUUUGAACGAGCAGCAAAAGGUCGGAGUGAGCGCAUUUCUGCAAAACAAAAUGAUGGCCGCGUUCUUCAAAGCGAAGCUCGAGCAGCUGUACAAGGAAGUGGAGCUGACGCUCGAGCCAGUGGGGCAGAAAGUGGAAUUGAAAGUGCUCCACUGGGAGCAGGAGCUCCAUCGUCAGAUGGCCAUGGGGGACAACAAAAGAUUCAACAAAAUGUGGGGCUUUAUGAUCGCGUCGCUGGUCGCUGUGUUCGUGGCACUGUGGAUGUGAGGCCGCGACUCGAGGAAGACAAACAACGAAAAUACUUUCACCUGCUGCUCCAGACGAUUCAAUUAAAUGCAAUUCGCACGCACACAUGCGACGGCCAGGAGCUGGAGGACUGCCAUCCUGUCACGGCGCCUUUCUCUUUUUUGAAAAAUAGAUUUCCAGAA